Molecule: messenger RNA, 4731 nt
Organism: Spathaspora passalidarum NRRL Y-27907
Lineage: Eukaryota; Fungi; Ascomycota; Pichiomycetes; Serinales; Debaryomycetaceae
Gene: NOG2
Product: putative GTPase
Exons: 2
Coding region: 20-1648 (542 amino acids)
Cellular component (GO): nucleolus
Molecular function (GO): GTP binding
Source: RefSeq, a predicted model, not a curated record
AUACAAACUUAUACACAUAAUGGGUACUCAAAAGAAGGAAAAACAAAGACGAGUUCGUCAGAAUGACACUCGUGAUGGUAACCUUCGUGUUAAGGGAGAAAACUUCUACCGUGAUGCCAAGAAGGUGAAGCAUUUGAACAUGUAUAAGCAAGGUAGAGCCAUUCGUAACGCCCGUGGUGACAUUAUCAAGGCCGCUGACUUGCAAAGCACCGACGCUCCAACCGCUAGAGUCGACCCUAAUAGAAAAUGGUUUGGUAACACCCGUGUCAUCGGUCAAGAUGCAUUGACCCAUUUCCGUGAAGCUAUGGGCGAUAAAAAGAAUGAUAGUUAUCAAGUGUUGCUUAAACGUAAUAAAUUGCCAAUGUCGCUAUUGGACGAGAAAGAUACCAGUGAAUCUCCUGCUGCCAAAAUUGUUGAAACUGAACUGUUUGCAUCCACUUUUGGCCCAAAGCAACAAAGAAAGAAACCAAGAGUUGUCGCUGCAUCUUCUUUGGAGGAAUUAGCGGAAAUGACCGAAUCUGAUUCGGUCAAGUACCAAGAAACCCAAGAAUUGAAUGCUACUUUAGGUCUUAUGGGUGGCUCGUUCUUGGACAAGGAAGAUUUCACCCAAGAAGCCAAGGAAGCCAUUUUCCACAAGGGCCAAUCCAAACGUAUUUGGAAUGAAUUGUAUAAAGUUAUUGAUUCUUCCGAUGUCGUGAUUCAUGUAUUGGAUGCCAGAGAUCCUUUAGGUACCCGAUGUGAAUCCGUUGAGAAAUAUAUCCGUGAUGAAUGUCCUCAUAAGCAUUUGAUUUACGUGUUGAACAAAUGUGAUUUAGUGCCCACUUGGGUAGCUGCAGCAUGGGUUAAACAUCUUUCCAAGUCGUACCCAACCCUUGCGUUCCACGCAAGUAUCACAAACUCGUUCGGUAAGGGGUCUCUUAUCCAACUUCUUCGACAAUUCCUGACCCUCCACUCUGAUAGAAAGCAAAUAUCGGUCGGGUUCAUAGGAUACCCCAACACCGGGAAGUCCUCCAUCAUCAACACAUUGAGAAAGAAGAAGGUGUGUACCGUGGCACCCAUCCCUGGUGAGACCAAGGUCUGGCAAUAUAUCACGCUUAUGAAGCGUAUUUUCCUUAUUGAUUGUCCUGGUAUUGUGCCACCAAGCUCUAAGGAUACCGAAGCAGAUAUUUUGUUUAGGGGGGUCGUCAGAGUGGAACAUGUGUCUCAUCCCGAACAGUAUAUUCCUAUUCUUUUACAAAAGUGUCAAAGAAAGCAUCUUGAACGAACGUAUGAAGUCAAAGGGUGGAGUCAGUUUGAAGACGAUGCAUCAUUGUUGGAACAAGCCAGCACGGAGUUCAUCGAAUUGAUUGCCAGAAAGUCAGGGAGAUUGAUCAAGGGUGGUGAACCGGAUGAAAGCGGGGUUUCCAAACAGAUUUUGAAUGAUUUUAAUAGAGGGAAAAUACCGUGGUUCGUUAUGCCUCCUCAGGAUGAAGAAGAGAGAACCGGUGAAGACAAGAAGGCAGGAUACAAGAGAAAGAGAGCUGAAGUGGAGGAAAGAAAUGAAAAGAAGAGAAAGCUUGAACUCGAAGCCGAGGCCGAAGCUGAAGCUGAAGAAUAUAAUAAAGAGGAGGAAGAAGCAGCAGCUGAAGGUAGUUCCGAAUCUUCAUAGAUAUCUAGUGUACAUUAAUACGGGUAGUAAUUUAGGUAAUUUAUCAAAUAAACUAAUACAAAACUGUCAAAAAAAAUAAAAUCAACAACAGUAAUUAACCUCUUCCAUAUAUCCCCUUAGAACCAGGAGUGCCUGGGGUAGGAGUAGCCGCAGACACGGGAACAACAACGCCAUUUUGCUCAGCGGUUUCCGAUAAUGUCCCCAACCCCCAUAUGAACCCCUUGUAUCUUGUCAACACCGAGAUAUCAAACGCCAGUUGUCUCACCAACUCCUUGAAACACUCCAUGGACAAAUAUGCGUGCAACGUCGAUGUCAUUUGCUGUUGUUGCUGUUGGGUGGGUUGUAAUGAGUUUGUCGAAUUGAAAUGUUGACGAAUGGCAGGGGAGAUCGGCAACAAGUGCAACUCCUCGGCUAAAUAUUCAAUCAGGGGUUUGUUAGUCUUGGAUGAUUCAUCAUUGGUGUUUUUGUUUGACAAAAUCUGAUUGCCAAUGUAUUUCAAAUCGUAGAAAUUGGGAAAGUAUUUGCUGCACCACCAAGAAAACUCUUGCUCAUCAAUAGGUAAAGUGCUGUUCAUCAUUAAACUGAUGAAGAAUCCCAAAUCGUAUCCGGCAUGGUAUGAAAUCCAAUUGAUAUGCAGAUGAUCCAAAAGCAAACCACUUUCGAUCAUCAAUUCCGCAAACGACAAGUGUGGAAUACCUUGAGUCAUGUGCAACUGGAAGUUGAUCUGAGAAGUUUGUGACAACAUGGCUAAAUGCUCUUCGUUGUACAUUUCCUUGGUCAAGUCGUAAAAGAAAUUGAAUUGCCAGAUAAUACUUCUUUGAGCAUUGAGUUCAUUUCUGACGUUGGUGCCAUUCUUGGAUAUUUUUAUAAUACACAAUGAUAAUUGGAUAAUAUUAAGUAAAUCAGCAUUGGAUCUAAGGGUCUGGAAAUGAUAAUCUGAAGACAGUUUGAAUGUACCGAUUGGUCUAGCGACAAUCCCGGGGAUUUCUUGAUGAAUGGAGAUAUAUACAUUGGAGGUCUUAUCAUUGAUGUAGCUACGUAAUGUUUGGAACUCGUGUUCCAAAUUAUGGGACCAUACUUGUUUGAUUAUUGGGAUUUGGGAUUGUUGCAUAGCAGCUUGUGCUUGGGCCUGGGCUUGCGCUUGUUGUUGUUGGAGAUGUUGUAACUGUUGAGCUUGUAAUUGUUGAAAUUGCUGUUGUUGGACUUGCUGUUGUUGUUGUUGCUGUUGCUGCUGCUGCUGCUGCUGUUGUUGUUGUUGUUGUUGCAAUUGCAUUUGCAAUAAUGGGUUGACUGAAUUGUUCAUUAAUAACCCGCUGCCGUUUGUUUGAGAACUGGCCGUGUUACUCCCGUUCAAACCAGCUAACAAUGGAUUGACGUGUUGGCCGGUUGGCGUGCCCAAUUGCUGUUGCUGUUGUUGGGUUUGGGUUUGUUGUAAGUGUUGGUUCAACAACUGUUGCUGUCUUUGGAGUUGUUGGUGUUGUAAUUGUAAUUGUGAGAUUGGUGGUGAUUGUCCUGGAGCAGUAGCUGCUCCGGCCGACAUUUGUCCUGGCUGCUGUUGCUGUUGUUGCCCUGGUGUCAGUUGUUGCUGCUGCUGCUGCUGUAAGUACUGAAGAUGCGGGUUUACGUUCAUAAUCGUCCUCUAGCUUGAAUGUCUCUCUAAAGUCUGUGUAUUCAAUACUGCUGCCUUUACAACCAACGUCUUCCUGAAGUGUUCAGAUUUUUUUUCCCUCUGGCAAAAUCUUGAACACGGCGCACGACCACCAAAAUGGAAAGCUAUAAUUAGAUCAAGAUCAGAAUCAGAUGAUUAUGCCCUUUUAUUGCUAUAAAACUAUAAAGUCACUCUUUGGUUCUCCUGUAAAUAGUUAUGGUCACCCCCUACUUUUCUUGGUUUAAUCAAAUAUUGCAACAAGAACCCAAUACCCAAUACCAAACACACAAUAGCAACAAUAAUGUAAAUCACACCAAUGCUAACAUUUCUUCCCCCAAAGAUGGAAUUAGUAGUUAUAACCACCGAUUUCGUACCUCCAAAUAUGGUCACAGGGUAAUUCAACCCAAUUUCAAUCUCAUACGUGCCCGAACUCAUGGUUUCCGUAGUGUUCUUACCAUACAACUUGUAGAAUGAAGGCAAGGCCGCAGUACGCAUCCAGUUCUGCAAAUGCUCCCAUGUCUGUACGUUGGGCAUGGUAUCGUUGGUGUAUCCGUUGGGAAACAUCUUGUCCCAAUUAGGCGGAGGAACCACGUCUUCGGGGUUGUAUUGGGUUGGCUGGAAUUUAUGAUCUCGAUCACUAGGCCAGGAAAUACCCGUUUCGCCAAACACAUAUGUUUGGUUAUCUUGGCCGUUCUUUGCAUUUAAAAGCACCGGCGAGGAGAAUGUGUCAUUAAAGUAGGAGUUGGCAAUUAACCCACAGGGGUAGAUGAGUUUCUGGGUUCCAUUAACAACUCGAUGUUUCAAAGGUUUACACGAGUCAGUGAUUGAGCCAUCUGACACAGCCUGUCCCUUCAAUUGCCCCAAAUCAUACGAAUCAACAUACUUUCUGUGGUUUUGAAAGAAGUUGGUCAACUUAUAGUACAAGUACAACGGAGGUUUCAAAUCACGAGGGAGAUUGAAUUGGAUGACACACGUUUGCUGAGUAUCGCCAUCGCUGUCUUUGCUCUCCACCAACUUCCACUUGAAAUCUGGAUUUGUGUUGGUUUUCCGGAAGUGAUAGCCGGUAAACUUGCUGGGAAUAGAAUCAAACCCAUUACUGUUACUGGUGGCCACCUUCAACUUGUUGCAUUGCAGGUAGUCUAUAUUAAGUUCUUCAACGUUGUAAGUGGUGUAAAGGAUGGCAAUUCCAAGCGGAGCGAAUAUAACUGCAAUUAGAAUUAGUAAUGGGAUAACUGUCUUGGGGGUAAGGAUUGGUUGCCAGGCUUUAAGACGUUGUUGUCGAAAGGCUGUGUUUGGAGGUUUUCUCAGUUUGUGGAUAUUAGAAGGUGACGCAUUGUCGCCUGAUGAUAUAUCAUCAUCGCUAUUAUUAUAGCUACUUCUCUUACGUAGGAAGUUCAUUGGGGGGUGGGUAGAGCGUGUAGUAGGUGGAGGUGUU